Molecule: messenger RNA, 1127 nt
Organism: Somion occarium
Lineage: Eukaryota; Fungi; Basidiomycota; Agaricomycetes; Polyporales; Cerrenaceae
Source: the annotation of a GenBank genome assembly
CAGACGCGACUCUCGCCCUUGCCACCAACCCCCAUCAACAGCCCCUCUCUCUUCAAGCCUCUUCUCCGUCCUCGUCGACGCCGUUGCCCAUUACCACCACACAGGACAUCCUAAGAAUCGUUUGCCAUGGAUAAAACUCUCGACGAGGUAAGUUUUUCUUUUUGCGCCACACUUUGCUGUGAGGGACGAUGUCACUCAUUUUCCUUGAAUCAUUUGUUACAGAUCAUUGCUACGCGCCCCAAGGGUACUCGUCGCACUGCGACCCGUCGUGGAGGCGCAAAAGGUCAAGUUCUUGGAACUGCUAACGCCCCUACCACCCGUGCUCGCGCAGCUGCUGCAGUGGCCGGCGCGAAGGUCCCUACUACCCAAGCCCAACCCGCUGACAAGAUCAUUGUUUCAAACCUUCCGCCCGAUGUGAACGAGGCUCAAGUCAAGGAGCUCUUUUCGACCACCAUUGGCUCUCUUCGGGAUGUGACCCUCCACUACGAUAGUGCGGGUCGAUCGAAGGGUGUGGCUGCGGUCCAAUUCCAACGCAAGGGCGAUGGCACAAAGGCAUUCCAACAAUACAAUAAUCGGCUCAUCGACGGAAAACGCCCGAUGAAAAUCGAAAUUGUUGUCGACCCCACUCGACCCGCUCCUCCCGCGUCGCUUGUUGCUCGUGUUGCUCCUGCCGCUGUUGCUGCUGAAGGUGGCGCCCCAAGAACUGGUGGUCGUCCCAGACGCGGUAGGGGAGGAGGAGGACGAAGAAGGACUGAAAGGCCAGCCAAGAGUGCUGCUGAUCUGGAUGCAGAGAUGGAGGAUUACACGGCGAGCAGUGCACCUGCUGCCGCUUGAGCUUCUUAAAGUCUUUGACUACGUUUUCCCUCUUAUUUUCUCCUGUUGUCCAGUUGUAUCACGUACAUACCGUACUCGCGUAAAGUUUAUGUUUCCGCUUCCCCCAUCUCUUGUUCGUCCACAUCGUUCGCGAUAUCUUGUCUGCUACUGUCGAUUUCUGAUUCUCAUAUUUGCGUACUACGAUCUCUGCUGCUUUAUAUCAUACUUGAGGUUCUCGAACUCUUGUGUAUAUUGCUGGUUGUCAAUUUGAAUGAGAUGUCUUGAAACGCCGGCGCCUUCGACCCCAGACAACA